This is a messenger RNA of Gregarina niphandrodes, 3207 nucleotides long. RefSeq lists its product as hypothetical. NCBI's taxonomy places the organism in Eukaryota, Apicomplexa, Conoidasida, Eugregarinorida, Gregarinidae. Bases 1 to 3207 code for a protein of 1068 amino acids. The record is from RefSeq and is a predicted model, not a curated record. The transcript has 2 exons.
AUGGAGAGUUUAUGGUCUGUGCCGGUGGCGCAUUGUUUGACGUUUGAGGAGUUGUUGCGGAGUGUGGCGCAGGGCGUGUACGAUGUGUUAUUGCGUGCGUUUGAAGAUGCGGACAUUGAAUCGUCAAGUGUGGAGAAGGUGUGCAUUCCGGGUUUCGGAGUGAUGGUAUUGCGUCCGUGGGAUGUGUCUGCGGUUGGUUUGCCUUCGACGGUGGUAGGAGACGUGGUGGCUGUGGCUCAAUGCCUUUUUUACUUGGGCUUUGCGGCACCGGCGGGAGCGGGAGCAUGUGUGGCAUUACUGGAACGGUUGGCGAAUGGAGAUACGGCAGCUGAGGAGACAAGACUUAAAUUGGCGGCCGUAUUGGUUUCGAUGUUACGGUAUAUGACACCCGCGGGGGUUGCCCGUUCAUUGGUGUUACUGCAAACGGUUUUCCAUCACCUGUCGAUUGUGGGCUUAUUUUUGAAGGAGAUCCUACCCGGCUCGUCGCUACCUCAUAAUGUGCUAUUGAUCAAGGCUUUCCAUGCCCUUCUGCGCAACCCCCUCCUACUCCAGCCAUGUCUUCAAGAUCCCGCACUCAAUGUACUCCUCGCCGACCUUGCCCUCGGUAUCUACUACUACUCUCCUAACGAUGCAACCAGUAUUCUCACCGCCUGUAGUGUCCUUGCCAACCCCCAAUUUCGAUUCACUCGCGAUCUUAGCCAAGUCAUCCAACAUGUCAUUGCUCUCUCCCACCGUAGUGGCGACCGCAGCGGCGACUCUGGUACCGCUAAAACCGCCGCUGAAUUGGCUGCCUCUAGAACUAUCGGUGAGAUCGGCAAGACCUCCGAAAUCGGCAAGACUGCUGAAAUCUGGGGCAACGCUAAAAUAGCACCGAUUACCACUGUGCCCCAGUUCGUCCCAGGGUUCAUCCCGCUUCCCACCUCUCUCAAACGGAUGCUCACAUACCUCCUGCGAUGCCCAUCCCCUACCGACCACCCCUUCGAAGUCAGCGACCCGCGCAUACAACCCUAUCUCUACCGAGACCGACCCAGCAACAUGCCUCCCAACUUCAUCCUCCAACUCCUUGCCGGCUACCAUCCCAAAGACUUCGAAUGGAUGUACUAUCGCCGCUUACACCUCUCCGUCGAACUCUACGCUACCGCCAUGGCCGCCUUCGUCCUCAAUUUCCCCCCAGAAGACCCUCUCGCCCUUGGCGGAUACCCUCAGGACCUCAUCGGCCCAUACCCUCUAAGCGGGGACGCUGGGGAGGAAGACAGUCGAUCAGGCUUCGACUCCCUGGUCAACCACAUCUCCAGACCCGCAUAUCUCUCCUUCCGACCUCUCUGGUCCAUGCCAUUCGACGAAAGAAGACGCACCAUGUUCCUUUUCGCCGCCAGCUUCGGAGGCGCCACCUACCGCUUUCCCUUCGGCACCGUCCUCUCACCCGGCACCAACACUGUCAGCCGAGCCCCCACCACCGAGGAGGCCCUCCGCUUCCCCGUCUCGUUCAGGAAUACCCUCAGCCGCAUGACCGACUUACUCGCACGGACUCGAGCAAUGAUUGCCUAUUCUCUAAUCGGCGACUACCAACUCGUGGAUGGCGUCACGAAAGCGAAUGCGGGAGACCUACUGUCCAUGGUUGUCAACGCCAUCAACCGGAACCAAGUCAACGAGACCAUGGUCAAGAAGGUGCAUCAAGCUACCACCAACCUGCCACACCAACAGGACCAGUCAAGCUAUGACCAAUCAAGUUAUGGCCAAUUAAGCUAUGACCAACCCCAGUCGUCCCACGUGCUUCUGAGCUGGAUCACAUCCUGGCUCAACGAACCCCACACGGUGCGACACUUUGACGCUCGGAUGUGGCUCACUGUGAUGAAGAUUUUCGGGCCCGAAAGUUCUCCUUACAAAGUGGCGGACAUUAUACUCCGGAAAGUUGUGGAACCUGCCCUGGCGUAUGUCCCGCCAUCUCUUACCACGGAGCAUGUUUCAGAGGAUGCAAUUGAGGAUGACGGAGAGGAGAGUGCUUCCGACAGUCCGGCAGGGAGACCUGGUGUCCGACAAGCAAUGAUUCGGCUUAGUAUUUCGCAGAGCUUGGAUACGGCGGGCCAAGCUCCGGAGGAGGGAACCCAGGAAAUCCUCCGAUGCAUCACGGCCUUCCUCAAGGCAGACUACCGCCACGAGUGGUGGCCAGCAGCGUCCUGCGACGGCAAGGAACUUGCGAACGGACUCUGUGAAUGCACCAUCCGACGGAGUCCGCGAGAGUGGACAAGUUUGUCGGAGCUUCUCUGGGAGGACCGGCUGGAUUUCACGGAAGUUAAUGGCAUGUGGUUGGCGAACAACCAAAACCACCUGUUUGCUAUCAUUAAAAAUUAUUCUGACCUGAUGAUCCCGUCUGCAGAACUGGUGGAGUACCAACAUCGCGUCUGCCUGAGGAAUGCACUGAUCAUCACUUUCUGGACCCGUUAUAUACUUUAUAUCACGGAGCGCAUGAUUCCGCAAAAGAAAAAUGCGUCCGUCGCACGCGUGUGCGCGGAGCUAAAUUGUCAAGACUACGGCUGGAUUGUAAGCCAUAUUGUCGCGGAACUCUGGCAAAGAUGGUUCCCAUCUCCCUCCAGCGCUGACGCGCUGGGUGGGAGUCAUUCUGAGGUCGAUAUACGAUCUUUCUUUCCUGUUUUGCAUAAAGCCGGCGUACCUCUCAGCAAAUGCCUAAACGAAGUAGACUCCCCCCUGAAACUGUCGCAAUUUAAGUUUGCUGCAAGCGUGCGCGAAAUCUCCAACGACUGUGUGGACGACGUUUGCGCAUGCAGCUACUUGCUGCGCUUUGUUAUACCGCCGCCAGCAGUGCUCGAUGAAACGAGCGACGGAGAGUUGUGUUCUGUGCUUUUGACAUUGUUGUUGGAGCGACGCCACAUAAUGAAGCAACAUUGUCGACGGGCACUGGACCGCUGUAUUCUCGACUUGGCCGAAAAAUCUCCCUUCGUUCAGCUGGACCGCAAUGGGGACAGUGUUAUUCGGGAAAUAGAGUGUGUAGGCCGCACUAAUUUGUUCGACCCGCAACUGCUCAGCACCUCCAGCUUGGACAACGCCACUGUAUUGGACAACGCCUCUGGUUUGGACAGUGUUUCAGGCACGGUGGAGGCCGGCAGGUCGGAAGGUGAAGGUUGUCUGGUCACGUUGAAUUUGAAUUAUUUACAGUCUAUUUUUGCAACAUGGGACAGUUCCGUUUGA